UGUGAUUUAUUCUAUUUUUAUCUGUUACAAGAAAGUGCAGCAAGUCAAUUGCAAUUCGCUAAUUGUCGCACAUUCGUUAGGAGCAGUUACAUAACAGACAUAGGCAAAAAUGGCUCUACCCGAUGGACUUUCCAACAAAAUGAAGGUUUUCCAGGCCGUCAACGAGCUGCCCGUUUUCCUGAAGGGCGGACCAGCGGAUAAGAUUUUAUUCGGCGUUACUGCUGGACUGUGUGGCCUUGGCAUCGUUAGCUUCGUCCAUUUGGUCUACACAAUGGGAUUCGCCAAGAAGAAGGCCUAAACUAUGUGCCCGAAAACUUCCUCGAUUAAAGAGAAACUAUUGUAAUUAA
Molecule: messenger RNA, 347 nt
Organism: Drosophila teissieri
Lineage: Eukaryota; Metazoa; Arthropoda; Insecta; Diptera; Drosophilidae
Gene: COX7AL2
Product: cytochrome c oxidase subunit 7A1, mitochondrial
Exons: 3
Coding region: 110-298 (62 amino acids)
Biological process (GO): regulation of oxidative phosphorylation; mitochondrial electron transport, cytochrome c to oxygen; mitochondrial respirasome assembly
Source: RefSeq, a predicted model, not a curated record